This is a messenger RNA of Gilbertella persicaria, 672 nucleotides long. RefSeq names its product S-adenosyl-L-methionine-dependent methyltransferase. The transcript has 3 exons. Lineage: Eukaryota; Fungi; Mucoromycota; Mucoromycetes; Mucorales; Choanephoraceae. The record is from RefSeq and is a predicted model, not a curated record. The coding region runs from base 1 to 672 and encodes 223 amino acids.
AUGAUAGAUGUCGGCUUUGGAUGCGGAGAUUCGUGUUUUUUCCUAGCAGAGCAAUAUAAAUCACGCGUUAAAGGCAUCACAAAUGAGAAAUCGCAAUUAGAUAUCGCACAAAAAAGGAUUCCGACUUCUUUGCAAGAACACAUUACGCUUUCAUGUGGAUCGGCUGACGAUCUGCAAGAUCAUAUACCUUCGACUGAUUCCUUUGAUGCUAUUGUUAGCAUUGAUUCGGCUUAUCACUUUGAUACGCGUUGGGAUUUCUUAAAGAACGCGUUUUCUCUAUUGAAAAGUAAAGAAGGCAAGAUUGGUCUAUAUGAUCUGGCUAUCGAAGCCGAAUUGUUGGAAAAAGCAACACCUUUACAAAAGAAACUAGUUGAAUGGAUUUGCCUAAGCGUGCAUAUUCCUAUUCAGAAUCUUGUUACUGUAGACAGAUAUCAAGAACAAAUGAAAACAAUAGGAUACGAUAAUAUUCAUAUUCAAGCAUUGGAUAAACGACAAGUAUUUGGUGGCGUCUCUAAAAGUUUUCAACAACAAUAUGAAUUAACGCUAGAAUAUGGCGUUGGUAUUAGCUUUACGAAUAGAAUGUUCUUAAAGGUAUCGAGCUUCUUCUUUGGUCUAUUGAGUGAAAAGCCUUGGAUAGUACCCAUUAUUGUUACAGCCGAGAAAAGUCAAUAA